AUGACCGAGCGGCGGCUAGAAUGCAUUAGCCCAUCGUGCGCUAGACUGGAGGCAACGCAUGGAGGUGGGCAGUGUGGUGUUCAAUGGAAGUACUGGGAAUGUGAGACGAAGCCAGCGUGGAGAGUGUACGCUAACGACAAAGCGCACCUGCGCGGCGAUGAAGUAUGCAGCGGAAAACAUCGAGUUCCAGUAACGACGGAGGUGAAAGCGUUUAUCACGCGAAUGGAUUCGUGCGGUGUGAGACCCCGCCAUAUCUGGAGUAAUCUUCGGCGAGCGACUGAUGUUCGUGCACCUCCUUUGGGUUUACCGUCGCGGCAGCAAGUAUCUGACUGUGUGAAGCGGCUCCGAAAAAAGAACCUUACGCGAAACACGAGGGAAGCAGUGAAGAACUUAAAGAAAAUAGUUCCCGUACUAUGA
Molecule: messenger RNA, 417 nt
Organism: Phytophthora sojae
Lineage: Eukaryota; Oomycota; Peronosporomycetes; Peronosporales; Peronosporaceae
Exons: 1
Coding region: 1-417 (138 amino acids)
Source: RefSeq, a predicted model, not a curated record